Tachysurus fulvidraco (yellow catfish) is the source of this 2171-nucleotide messenger RNA. It is a transcript of the gene ewsr1b, whose product is annotated as EWS RNA-binding protein 1b. Gene Ontology annotation, cellular component: nucleus. Gene Ontology annotation, biological process: regulation of DNA-templated transcription. NCBI's taxonomy places the organism in Eukaryota, Metazoa, Chordata, Actinopteri, Siluriformes, Bagridae. The transcript is spliced from 17 exons. Gene Ontology annotation, molecular function: transcription coregulator activity; RNA binding. The record is from RefSeq and is a predicted model, not a curated record. The coding region runs from base 71 to 1858 and encodes 595 amino acids.
AAUCGUCUUGCUUGAGCGACAAUAUUUGAGCCGCGCAUGCGUGCUGGUCUCUUUAUCGGUAGCAGCGAAAAUGGCGUCGGUUACAAAUUACAGUGGCUACAAUCAGGCUGGUGCCCAGCAAGCGUACGGCUCGUAUGCAGCUCAGCCCGCUCAGGGAUACGGACAAACACAAGCACAGGGUUAUACUCAGCAGGACUACGCUUCAUACGCCCAGCCUGCUGCUGCUGACUCUGCUUACAGCCAGACAGCCUCCUCUGCUGGAGGAUACACUCAACAGCAGUACGCAGCCUCAUAUGGACAAACCACUGCUCCAGCUGCUUACAGUGCUCCUCAGGCCGGAGCGCAGGGCUACACCCAGCCUGCGCAGGGCUACGGGACUAGCAGCUAUACCAGCACCAGCACCACCGCUGCUCCUCCUGCCACCCCAGCAUCUUAUGGCACGCAGCCAGGAUACAGCGCUCAGUCCGCGUACUCUGGAUACGGCCAGCAGGCCGCUUCGGCUCCUCAGAGUUACAGCAGCAGCUCUCAGUCUGCCUAUACCCAAGGGGGCUACCAGGCCCAGCAGUCGGCCUACGGUGGGCAACAGGCCGCUUACCCUCAAGUCCCACCCCAACAGCCUCCAUCUACUGCCUACCCUCCUCCCAACGGAUCCUACUCUCAGUACAGCCAGCCCGGAGCUUCUCAGGGCAGCUAUGACCAGUCUGGACCCUAUGGUGGUUACGGUCAGGGUGGUGUGAGUGGAGGUUACGGAGGCUCUCAGCCACCCCAGCGUGGAGGUUACCACGGAGACGGCGGUGGUCGGGAUGGCUAUGACAGGCCAGGGAUGCGCGGCGGACCGCGGGGUCGUGGCCCGAUGGGUCGUGGCAUGGGCAUGGCUGGAGACAGAGGUGGCUUCAGUAAGCCUGGUGGAGCCUUAAGGGAUGGGAUGGAAGGACACCCAGGAGAGCAGGACGAGUCUGAGAACAGCACCAUCUACAUCACCGGCUUGACUGAGAAGGCCACGCUGCCCGAGAUGGCUGAUUUCUUUAAACACUCUGGCACCAUAAGGAUAAACCGCCGCCUGAACCAACCGGCAAUCAACAUCUACACUGAUAAAGACUCUGGCAAACCGAAGGGAGACGCCACUCUGUCCUACGAUGAGCCGUCAUGUGCCAGAGCCGCUGUGGAACACUUUAACGGUAAGGAGUUCCAGGGCCGGAGGCUGAACGUGUCGAUGGCACGGAGGAAAACCGUCCCAGGGCUGAUGAGAGGAGGAAUGCCCAUGAGAGGAGGUCCGAACAUGAUGGAUCGUGGAGGUAUGAUGGGACGCGGAGGAGACAGGGGUGGGUUCCCUCCCCGUGGGGGUCCUCGGGGUGCCAUGGCCUGGGGAGGGCCACCGGGCGCCAACAACGUCCCAAAGAGAGCUGGAGACUGGGAGUGCCCCAACCCUGGAUGCGGGAACCAGAACUUUGCCUGGAGGACCGAGUGCAACCAGUGCAAAGCUCCAAGACCUGAGGGCAUGGCACCUCCUCCAGCUUCAUGUCCCCCUGAUGACAGUCAACUCCAGAAUUAUUGGCACCCUGGAGGAGAUCGAGGCCGCGGCGGGAUGCUUCGUGGGGGUAGAGGGAUGGACCGCGGUGGGCCAGGCGGAAUGCGUGGAGGCUGGGUCGGUGAACCCGGAGGCUUUAGGGGCGGCCGGGGUGGGAUGGACCGUGGGGGAUUUAGAGGAGGAAUGCGGGGAGGACCUCCGAUGGACCGCGGAGCGAGGCGAGGAAUGGGACCAGGGAAGAUGGAUAUGAGGUAUGACGCUGACUCACAGGGAUCAGCGUCAGGAGCGCAGAGACAGACCGUACUGAAGCAUUUCGCCCAUUCACACUGAUGAACGUGUUUUAGAAGCUUCUUUUUAAAUGCUCUUUUUAUUUCCUAGUCCAUAUUUAUACAUGGUUAUCCACAUUCACAUCUGCCUGUGUGGCUUCAUUAUUACCUUUUGAUUUAGGAGUUUAAUUAGAUUUUUUUUUUUUGGGUUUAGUGUUUUGUUGUUUUUUUAGACCUCUUUCAUUUUUCUCUGUAAAUUUCAAUAUUGUCAAGUUUUGUUUUGUAGUAUUAUAACCACUUCCCUUCUGUACUGCUAUGUACUUUCCAACCUGUUUUUUUGUUUUUUUAAAUAAACUUCAACUGGCUUUACUUUUUAA